UCUAUCUGUAGAGAUAUGGAUCGGAGACGAACUGGAAGCCCGAUACAUUCCAGGCAAAGAAGUGGCGGGUCUAGCAGCAGUGGUUCGUCUUCUCCAGCAAUGUCACCUGCUCACCACCACUCUUGGUCGACGUCGGUGACGGGGCUUUCCAACAUUAAAAGAACUCAGAACGUCGCAGCAAAAGCUGCUGCGCAGCGGCUCGCGCAGGUCAUGGCAUCGCAGACCGCUGAUGACGACGACGAAGACGAUGACUUAGGCUUCCGAUACAGUGCUCCUCCUCCGUCAUUUUCCAGCACUGUUAACAACACUAUUCCUGCGAUAUCGUCCACUAGGCCAACUAGAUCCCCGUCGCCUGCGUUAGGUCGGAACUUUGUCGAGCAUACUCCUUCAGUUCGAUCUACGUCAGUUGGACGGCCAGCUGGUCGAUCUGCACAAUUGGUACCACCUAAUAAUACUAAAUCCUCACUGAGGACCCCAGCUUCCAUACCACCGAUGGAACCUCCUGCUAAUAGACAAAGAGAUAAUAGGUUUAUAUCAGAUAUGGGACAUCUUAACCUGAAAGAUACAGGUAAUCGGAGCGAUGCUUCAGCACUUCAGGACGAGCUUGAUAUGCUACAAGAAGAGAAUGAGAAUAUUCUUGAAAAGCUCCGUUUUACUGAAGAGAGGUGUGAGGAAGCUGAGGCCAGAGCUAGAGAGCUUGAGAAACAGGUUGCUGCUCUUGGGGAAGGCGUAUCUCUGGAAGCCAAAUUGUUGAGCAGAAAGGAAGCGGCACUGUAUCAAAGAGAGGCUGCUCUUAAAGCUGCGAAACAAUCUAAAGAUGGGAGAGAUGAAGAAAUUGCUGCUCUUCGGUCUCAAGUUGAGGGUGCCAAAGAUGAGGCUGCAGUCGCAGUGGAACAGCUUCGAGAAGCAGAAUCUGAAACAAAAGCUCUUCACUCGAUGACUCAAAGAAUGAUCUUGACUCAGGAAGAGAUGGAGGAAGUUGUACUUAAAAGAUGCUGGCUUGCUCGAUAUUGGGGUUUAGCUGUACGACAUGGUAUCUGUGCAGAUAUUACAGUGUCGAAAUAUGAACACUGGUCAUCAUUAGCACCUCUUCCAUUUGAGGUUGUCACCUCUGCAGGGCAAAAGGCAAAAGAAGAAUCUUGGAGCCAUGGGGAUGUUGAUCCUGAGAAAAGGAGUAAACUUGUUCGCGAUUUGAGUGAUCUAACUGGAGAAGCCAAUAUUGAGAGUAUGCUUUCAGUAGAGAUGGGGUUGAGGGAGCUGGCUUCCUUAAAGGUUGAGGAUGCUGUAGUGUUUGCAUUGGCCCAAUACCGGCGUUCAAAUUUGGUUCGACAAUCCAGCUCAGAUCCCAAAUCACCUGGCAAUCCAAAGUUUCUGGAGGCAUUUGAGUUAAGCCAAGAGGAGUCUGAGGAUGUUCUUUUCAAGGAGGCAUGGCUUUUAUAUUUCUGGAGACGAGCCAAAGUCCAUGGAGUUGAGGAAGAUAUUGCUGAUGAAAGACUCCGAUUCUGGAUCAGCCGUAGUGGCCAAUCACCUACUUCCCAUGAUGCUGUUGAUGCUGAGAAAGGCCUGUUGGAGCUGAGGAAGCUGGGGAUAGAGCAGCUAUUGUGGGAAGCAUCACGCAAGGAAAUCGAUCAAACCUCAUCUACCCCUGUACCCAAUUACAAGGCCUUUGCCAAUUCAGAAACAUCUUGACGAUUGACAGAUGCUGAGAUCUUCGUAUUUAAUCUUUGAAUCUUUCACCCUGAGGAUGGAGUGCCUGAUUGUGCAUCUUUCCUUUGUUUUUUUUUCCCCAGUCCCCUG
Messenger RNA from Telopea speciosissima, 1797 nucleotides. Its product is annotated as coiled-coil domain-containing protein SCD2-like. The record is from RefSeq and is a predicted model, not a curated record. NCBI's taxonomy places the organism in Eukaryota, Viridiplantae, Streptophyta, Magnoliopsida, Proteales, Proteaceae. The transcript is spliced from 17 exons. Gene Ontology annotation, biological process: cytokinesis by cell plate formation. The coding region runs from base 16 to 1689 and encodes 557 amino acids.